AUGUCCGAGACCAGAAGAGUUUCCAUCAGCUCUCCCGUGGUUAUAGGGAGGGCCCUGAGAAGCACCUCGGACCGCCCCUCCUUGCUGACCAACUUGUACCUCGCCAACAACCACAUCUCCAAGUUCCAUGCUGUUGUUUACAAGGAAGACGAUGCUGUUUACGUGAAAGACACAGACUCGACCUUUGGCACGAUCCUCAACAACGUCUUGAUCGGACCCCAGGAGCCACACCUUUUGAAACAUGGCGACACCUUGGGGCUUGUAGUCAACCGUACUGCCGCCGUGGUACGGUCGUGGCGCGAGAAGACCCUGCUUCCUACCAACAUUCCUUUGCGCAAGUUGCUCAACCCCUGGGUCCACUUGCAGUUUGAUGUGGGUCUUUCUGAGGAUGUGCUCACGUUGACGCCCAAGAACAAGCUAGCCGAUGAAGCUUGUCUGGUGGACGAGUCCGGCGAGGCUGCCGAGGUGACCCGAACUCCCGAGUACGAGGAGGCUCAUGGUGAUGUUGUCUCGGAGGACGAGCCCCCUGAGGAGGUCAAGUUCGUCAAGGAGGUUGUCGUACGCGAGGAGCCUGAAGCUCAGGCCGAGAAAGUGGAGGCUGGAGAGGAUGCCGAUAGCGAGGCAGAAAGCGAGGUGAAAGCCCCUGCUGACCCUGAGCCACAGCUUGAAGUCGUCGAAGUCGAAAUCGAGUCUACCGCUAAGCCCGAGGAGACCGUGGAGCCAGAUGUUAUAGAGGCCGUUGUCGACGAACCAGAACCCGAGCCUAAGGCUGAAGCUGAAGCCGAGCCGUACGAGUACUACGACGGCUCCUCCAACGACGACGUCACCCUGGACGAGGCAUCCUCAGAUGCCGAAGGCUGCGAGGACUGCUCCGAGUGUUGUACGACCGGCAAAGCCUCCGAGAUCAGACUCGUCAAUGGCGAGUGGGAAUGCGUGGAAGACUCAGACGAGGACUUGGCGGUGAUGUUCGGCUGGAACGACAUCUCCCUGUCUGAAGUUGAAAGCGACAACGAGCCCAUGAGCGACCAGGGCGAGCCAGAUACAUCGCUCUCCGACGCCGCUGAGCCAUGCUGUGGCGUGAAGCGCUCCUAUGAUGUGAUGACCGAAACCGACCCUGUGCCUGCUACGGCAUUGGAGACACCAAUACCCGAGAGGCCUCUCAAGAAGGCAACCUACACCGUGCUCAAAGAGGUGGGCAAAGGAGCAUUGUACGUUGUUGGUACAGUGGUGGCAUUGAUUGCGUACGGCCGGUCCCUCGAGAACCAGUGA
Candidozyma pseudohaemuli is the source of this 1269-nucleotide messenger RNA. RefSeq lists its product as uncharacterized. Bases 1 to 1269 code for a protein of 422 amino acids. Lineage: Eukaryota; Fungi; Ascomycota; Pichiomycetes; Serinales; Metschnikowiaceae. The transcript has a single exon. The record is from RefSeq and is a predicted model, not a curated record. Gene Ontology annotation, molecular function: protein binding.